CAAACAUCCAGGCCACCAUUUGCAAACAUUGUACAAGCAAACAUGGGCCAUCGCGUCAGCUGGAAGGAGCUCCCAGCGAAUUCGCCUGAACGGCAACAAUUUGUUCGCAAAACGUUGACGACGGUCUUUUGUGCUCUCUUGAUCGAUAUCCUAGCGUUUACCAUCAUACUACCCCUGUUUCCGCGGUUGUUGGAGCAUUAUGAGCAGGUGGACGGUGCGAACGAGUCUUCAACGUACUUUCGCAUGCGUACGGUAAUUCAGUCCUUCCGCGACAUGCUGGGAGUCUCGGGAUCGCGGCUUGAUAUCAUUCUCUUUGGCGGUGCCCUUGGGUCUCUCUUCUCCUUCCUCCAAUUUAUCAGCAGUCCCAUUAUUGGGCGGUUGAGUGACAAAUAUGGACGACGAAGCGUCUUAUUGCUAAGCAUGCUUGGAAAUGGGGUAUCGAUGCUGCUAUGGAUUUUUUCUGGCUCAUUUACUACGUUUGUAUGGUCAAGAAUAAUUGGAGGGCUGACUGAAGGAAAUGUGCAAAUGUCGAUCGCAAUGAUCUCGGAUGUCACUACGCCUGAAACAAGAUCUCGCGGAUUGGCUUUGGUUGGAAUAGCGUUUUCCUUGGGGUUCACCGUUGGCCCCCCACUAGGCGCAUACUUCACGUCCUUUGAUCUGAUAGAAUUGAUUCCCGCUCUGGAAGGUUUGCCGAUCAACCGAUACUCAAGCCCGGCUCUGUUCGCGUUCAUCCUGAUCGUAAUUGAAACUAUCUAUUUGGGAGUUUCUCUACCGGAAACCAUCAACUUCAGAUCUUCAAGUGACAAACGAUCCUCUGAUGCCGCCGCAAGUCCCCGACGCUCGGCACGCUUGGCCAACAAAGCCAAUCCUGCGGUGGCUAGUGCAGGAAAGGCAAUGUCAAAGUCGGAUCGGAAACUGUGGGCGCUCAGUCUCAUUCAUUUUCUUUUCCUGUUCUUCUUCUCUGGAAUGGAGUUCACUCUGACCUUCCUGACCCAUGAUCGGUUUGGUUUCUCACACGGGCAACAGGGCCGGCUUUUAGCGUUUAUUGGCGUGUUAUCUGCCUUGGUGCAGGGUGGAUAUACGCGUCGUGUGGCUCAUAAACGCGUUCAUGAACGGACCCUCGUAGCUCAGGGCAUUGCGGCUUGCGGGAUCGGGCUAGCAGUACUAGGAGUUCAAGCGUAUAGCUUAGGUUGGCUAUAUCUGGGCGCUGCAUUUCUGGCCUUCACAAGCGGGACCGUUGUUACUGGAUUGACGUCCCUUGUGAGCUAUGAAACCGGAGCUGGGGAAAAGACAGUAGAUGCGACCGCGGAAGACAACAGUGAUCGAGGGCAAGUUCUCGGAAAGUUCCGUAGUGUCGGACAGCUGGGGCGAUCUCUGGGACCAAUCUUUGCGUGCACCAAUUACUGGAUAUUGGGCAGUUCCGCAGCCUAUAGUGGUGCAGCAUUUGCAAUGGGAGCGUUGGUUGUGCUGGUUAUGACCUUUGCUCCCGGACCACCUAAAAAAAUAGCUCCGGAAGUUCGAGUACAACAACGUGCCGGCGUUGAUGACCUCAUUUCACCGAUAUCGGUGACGGAAGGUGCAGCCAUCCAAGGAUCUACGACAACUAGAAGAGUUCGUGGCAAGUCUAUGGAACACUAAAGCCGUUGGCAGGAAUCAACUCACAGGCGGGUGAGGAUCAAGGGGACGGCAUUAAAUAGAA
This is a messenger RNA of Spizellomyces punctatus DAOM BR117, 1699 nucleotides long. RefSeq lists its product as uncharacterized. Bases 43 to 1638 code for a protein of 531 amino acids. Gene Ontology annotation, cellular component: brush border membrane. The record is from RefSeq and is a predicted model, not a curated record. NCBI's taxonomy places the organism in Eukaryota, Fungi, Chytridiomycota, Chytridiomycetes, Spizellomycetales, Spizellomycetaceae. The transcript is spliced from 4 exons. Gene Ontology annotation, biological process: transmembrane transport. Gene Ontology annotation, molecular function: transmembrane transporter activity.